Molecule: messenger RNA, 5094 nt
Organism: Bactrocera oleae (olive fruit fly)
Lineage: Eukaryota; Metazoa; Arthropoda; Insecta; Diptera; Tephritidae
Gene: homer
Product: homer protein
Biological process (GO): regulation of store-operated calcium entry; G protein-coupled glutamate receptor signaling pathway
Cellular component (GO): plasma membrane; cytoplasm; dendrite
Molecular function (GO): G protein-coupled glutamate receptor binding
Source: RefSeq, a predicted model, not a curated record
CUGGUGUGCAUGUGAUCUUUUUUCCCUUUCUUACGAAAAGGCCUUACGGAUUAUACGGUAUGAAUAGGUAAAUUUCCGCGCUAAUUCUUUCAAUGUAUUCAAGCCUCGUAGUCGUGACUUGCUGGGUACUUGUGUUAAAACUCUCUGUUAUAAAAUCCAACUCAUGUACUGUUUUGGCAUUGAAAAUUGUUAUAACAGUAUUCAAUAACUAAUCUGGCAACACAGUAAUUGUUUGACACCAACACCAUAGUAAUUGGAAAAAUCGAAACCGAAAAAUUUUUUGCAAAAAGCUGAAAAAGCCGGAGUUUUCACGACCAAACAAAGAAAAUGGGCGAGCAACCGAUUUUCACCUGCCAGGCUCAUGUCUUCCACAUUGACCCGAAAACGAAGCGCACAUGGAUUACGGCAAGUAUGAAAGCGGUCAAUGUGAGUUUCUUUUACGAUUCGUCCCGCAACCUUUACCGCAUUAUCAGUGUGGAAGGUACUAAAGCCGUAAUUAAUUCCACAAUAACACCCAAUAUGACAUUUACACAAACAUCACAAAAAUUUGGGCAAUGGAGCGAUGUGCGUGCUAAUACGGUUUACGGUUUAGGAUUCGCUUCUGAAGCCGAAUUAACAAAGUUUGUGGAAAAGUUCCAAGAAGUAAAGGAAGCAACAAAGAAUGCUAUAAAGGCUGCGAAUGGUUCAACUGUAGUUACGCCUACCACCUCGGCUAAUACAUCCCCAAUAUCAUCGCGUAUGCAGCAAAAUGAUAACACCGCCAUAGAUCCACAUACCGUGGAACCACCAAAUAUGUCCAAUACGAAUACACAAAACGCUAACCCGGAUAGUCCAUCGCAUAAACUAUUGCCAGCAGCGGAUGUUAAACAAGAGUUGACUGCAGGUGCCUCUCCAUCACCUGCUCCAACGGCGGUAACAGUCUCCUCAAGCGGCAGUAUUGUAGGCGUACACACAGGUGGUAGUGCUGGUGCUACUGGGGAGCAGCAAUUGAAAUACGAGAAUGAACGACUUAAAAUGGCACUAGCACAAAGUUGCGCCAAUGCAAAGAAAUGGGAAAUUGAACUGGCCACAUUGAAAAAUAACAAUAUACGCCUAACGAGUGCAUUGCAGGAAUCAACAGCAAAUGUGGACGAGUGGAAGCGUCAAUUGCACACAUACAAGGAAGAAAAUAUACGAUUAAAACGUGAUUUGGACGUGAUUCGUGUAGGCGGUGGUGGUAGUGUUGUUGGUGGUGCUGCUGGUGGUGGAGAAAUUGCCGAAGAUUUACGACGAGAAAUCGGUUUAUUAAAAGGACGCAUCGAAUCACUCGAGAAUGAACUAAUGAGCCAAGAAAUUGAAUUGCAGGCGGCAAAUAUGAGCAUACGCGAUAAAAGUCUUGAUCACAAUCAAAUGGGAAAGUUAAGCGAAUUGAGUGCACUAUUCUCCAAACACUUAACGGAACUCUUUAGUGUACAAAAAGACAUGGAAAAUAUUAUACAUCCAGCUAAAAGCACUUGAGAUAAAGAUGUGGCCUAUUUUAAGAAGGUUUCAGGUGUAGAACAACAAUUACAACAACAAACGAUAACGAUUAGAAAAUACGGUGCUUCGGGUACGGGUGGCAGCAGCGGUGGCUUAGUUGGUGACACCGAAAGCACACUCUCUAAUAUUACAUCAAUUCACUCACAAUUACAAUCUCUCAACGAAACAUGUGAUGAUACACAAAAAUUUUACACUACCAGUCAUAUGAGUCAGCAACAACAACAACAACAACAACAACAACAGCAGCAGCUACACCAGCAUUUGCAACAACCAGGAAAUAGUGAGAAAAUAAUUAGACCACAAGUGUUGCGCGCCAUGAAUAAACACUCAGUACUACUGCAAGAGUUACAUCAACGUCAAACGCAAGUGGCCACCAGCAGAAGUACACAGCUAGCAACGGCUACUAAUAUACAGCACUUUGCAACUGGUUGCACAGCAACAUUUACUAUCACUACAAGUACAGUGACUGCAAACACAAGCGGCGCCGGGGUGGCAGCAACAGCUACUGUUUCUGCCGCUGCCGCUGCUGCUGCUGCUGCGGCUGUUGUGUCGCCCAAUAAAGUAGCCACACAAAUGACAAGUAGUGGCGCUGGCAAGACUGCAACAAUACUUGUUUCAAAAUCAAAAACUAAAACUGGUUUACCGUUGCUUUUAAAAAACUCCAUUAACAAUUAACAAGAAUGAAAAAAUGUGCGGAUUAAACAAUUUACAAAUUGUAAAUCACGAAUGUUUGAAGAAUUGUCAUGUGAAAUGGUGACGUAAAGAUGCUGAAAUUACGUACAUAAAUCAACGACCGUUAACCUGUGCCCAAUAUUUAAGAAUUUAUAACCAUACAACACAUAUACAUCAUCAUCAUCAUCAACAGCAACACAUAUAUAUAUAUAUAUAUAUAUAUAUAUAUAUAUUUGCAUAUUUAUGUCUAUGUGUUUUUUUUUUUUGGUUUUUAUUUCUUGUUUUUAUUUUUUUGUGCAAUGUUUCUUAAGUAUUUAAUAACUUUGUGUCUAUCGAAACAAAAACCAAGUGGUAUGUGAGCAUAUAACCAAACGCGCAAAUGAUAUAGCAUAAUUACAAAUUCAUUAUUUCAUUAGUGCAAGUGCGAGUGCAAACUUGUAAGUGAGACUUGCAAAAAUCAUAUAUUUAUGAUCCGUUGAUAUUUUAGUAAACAUAUUAACUUUUUUAAUGUGCAAAAGGCAUCGCAGCUAUUAUAUUUAUAUACAGCUACUAAACUUAUUUUAUAUAUAUAUUAUUGCUAAUUCAUUGAAAAAAGUAUUGCUAGACAAAAGCUGUGCAGUUAAGUGUAAUAAUAAUAUAAUUUGCUUAAAAUGACAAAAAUUGUUUGAAAUAACGCAACAUAAAAAAUUGGCUAACAAAUAUGUGAAGUGUCGGCAAGUGAGAAAAAGCAACACGUGUAUUUUCAAAAAUUAAAAUUUUGACAUUUCCUUUUUACAACUUAAACGCAUAGCUAAUGUAUGUGUAAAAUUUACCAAGUAUUGUUUAUACCAUAUAUCGAAUACUAUGAGUACCAGUAAUAAUUUUUAUGUUUUUUUUACAACAUAUUUAUAUUGUAUUUGUUGAAUAACACUCAUUAUGCAUGUAUACAAACGCAUAUGCAAAAACAAAACUAGUGAAAAAUUACAACAACAAAAAAAGAUUAAAUAAUAAAUAAACAUUGUAGAAAACACAGUGUAUUGGAAGGUUAGUAAAGCAAAAUCGAAUUAAAGCAUAACAUAAACAAAAUAUACUAAAAAAUAUUAAAUUUAAAAAAUAUUAAAUCUAAAAAAAUAUUUGUAUUGUAUAUGCGUGUAACUAUUGUAACUGUAUUUGUUAAGUUUUAAUUUAUUCGUAAUUUACUUGUAUACCUAUGAUAAUUAAAUGACUUUUCGCCAUAACAAUAUGUAUGAAACUCGAAAUUGUAAUGACGUUGAUGCUAACUAUGAUAUUGUGGUUAACUUUGACAUUGAUAAUGUUUGCUAAAUACGAAAACAAAAUAUUAAGUAUUUGUAUUUGCUGUACUUUUUUGUAUUAUUACUAAAUAAUUGCAGAUAAAGUGAAAAAUUAGCAUAGUAAAAAAAUUAAAAAUGAAAUUAGAAACGAAAACCAAGUGGAAUGCAUGAAAAGCCGAACUAAAACUGAAAACAGAAAAAGAUAACUUAUAUACAUAAAUACAUAGCUAUAUUUUAACCAAUAAAUACCAAUGUGCAACUGUAUUGGCCAUGUAGGUGUGGCUAAGAUUUUUACGGUUACACGUAACGAUAGACUUCUAACUUCGAAUAAUAAAAUUAAGCAAACAGGAAGUGCAUUCAUCACACUAACCACGAAUUGCGUUGAAUCUCUUGUAGCAAUAACAGUAAACAUAAUUAAUUAACCAAUUAUAUACAAAACAUACAUACAUACAUACAUACAUGCAUAGAACAUAGACACACAAGCAUAAAAAAAUUAUAAUAAUUAAUGAAAUAAUAAUGACAAACACAUGCGCAAAUCGUACAUACCAUUUAAAUAUAAAAUACCUAUAUUAAAUUGAAUAAAACCAAUAUACAAUACAUACAUACAAUGAUACCUAAAUACUAAUGUGCUUUUUAUCUAAAAGUUGGGAGUCUUAGCAAUACAGCAAUUAAGUAAAGGAAAUGGGCGUAAUUGAGUAAGUUUGCACAGGAUAUGUACCGUUAUAGUUUUUUUUUUAGAUAGAGAGGCUCGAAACCCCUACAACUUCAAACCACAAUAUAAAAAAAAUACUUAAACUCAGAAAGGAGUUCUAAGCGAAAAAAUAUAGGACACUCCUGUGUUGGAGCCGCCAAGGCAAAAAGGCGUGUUUUGGGGAUUUUGAAAUCAGGGAUUUCAAGCCUAACCUGCUUUUGUUUCUAUUUCCGUAACACAGCGAAAAUAUGGAUAUUCCUAUAUUACUUUUUUUGCUACUACUUGAAACAAUUUGGUGUGUACACAACAGUUACAAAAACAGUUUAGUGAAAAAUAUAUUUAGAAGUGUGGUAAAUUUAGUUGUUUCGCACGAAAAAUUUCGGAAAAUAUUUUAAAAUAUAUUUAGAUGCGAUUAAUAUGCAAAACAAAACGAUUUUUUCCAAUUCACAAGUGGAUAUAACCCCUUAAAGAGCUGCUGUGGAUGAAAGUAUUUCUUGUUAUGUUGUCAUAAAUAUUUGGUGCUCAAUUUCUAGUAAGUUCUUCCGAUAUAAGAAACAGUAUGGCAUUUAUUACAUUAUUACUAUAUUUUUUCUACACCUAUUGUGGACACAUACAAUAUACAUACCUACCUACAUUACUAAAAUAAUAGCAUACAAUAAUUUUUACAAGAAUCAUAAAAAAAUAAUGUCUGAUGCAACUACUAUAACAUAAUAAAAAUACAGAAGAAAUAAAAAAAUAGUUUUGGUGAAAAAGCGAAAGCCGAGAUUGAGACAGCAUAGUAAUUUAAAUAAAAAUAACAAUUUGGCAUUGCAAAACUACUAAGCCACUUGAAUAAUGAGGAUAAUUAAUACAUGUAUUAAUAACGCAGAAAACUUACAAGUUGUGCGCACACUUGACACAACGACUAUGUUUAUUAAAUAAAUAAUAGAAAACUAAAAAGAA